GUCAAUGCCAGCGGAGAGAGGCGGAGCGGCCACCCAAAUCCAAAAGGGCGUGGAGAAGGUCGACAUGGGCGUGGAGGCGGGGGAUGGCUGGAUGAGCCUGUCGGAGACGGUUUUCAGCUUCUUGGAGGAGGGCGGGAGCUCCGACGGGAGCUCUCACGGCGACCGGGGCGGCGACGACGCCUUCGAAAGCGGCGACGAGGAGGGGGGUCGCGAGAGCAGCGCCGUGGAGAACAAGGCGUUUUGGGAGUCACAGCAACAGCUUCUUCACGAAGCGUUAUCACGGAUUAGCUCUGCAGAGGUUAAAUUACUGCAGCGAACAAAGGAUGCAGUAGAGAAGAUGCAAGCGAAGGGUAUCGUGUGCUCAUGCUCCAAUAGAAUGGCCAAAGAAUGCCGGAAUUGCGCAUUGGCAUACAUCGCCAAGGAGCUCCGUGAGAUAGGAUAUGACAGCGGUCUGUGCAAGUCCAAAUGGAAGAGAUCGCCGGACAUUCCUUCAGGGGAGCACACGUACAUCGACGUGAAGAUGGAAACUAAGAGCGGCAAAAAAGGGCCCGUGAGGCUCGUGAUCGAGCAAAAUUUUCGGGCGGAAUUCGAGAUGGCGAGAAGCAGCCAGGAAUACAACCGCCUGGUGAUGUCCCUGCCGGAGAUCUUCGUCGGCAAGGCGGAGAAACUCCGCGGCGUCGUGAAGAUCGUCUGUGCGGCUGCGAAGAAGUGCAUGAAGGAUAACAAGAUGCACAUGGCGCCGUGGAGAAAGCACAAGUAUAUGCAGUCGAAAUGGCUCGGGACGUCGGAGAGGAUCGUCGGGCCGGCUAUGGAUUUCCCCGCGGCGACCGUCUCCGAUCAGCGGCAGCCGCCCAAGCUCCGGGCGUCCAUGCUGACAUUCGACCUCCACCGCAUGGUGGUGGAGGUGGUGUGAGUCGAGAGGAGGAACGUGUGGGUGUUUGGGAAACUUGCUGCGGCUUUCUACUCUGCUUCAGUUUUGCUUCACGACUUUCGAUUGACUAUUAGAGUGUAAUCUAGCGAUAAAUUUUAUCUAAUUGAGUGAAGAUAUAAAAGAAACGAGAUUUAGAAAAGCAAAAAAAAAAAAAAAAAAAGAGAUUUCGCUUUCUAAAUGUUGGAAGCGGCGGCUGGAAUAAAUGCGGACACUUGUUCAUCUUCCACAAUAUUCUUCCGGUGCCUGUAGAAGAAUAGGAGGAGAAUAUUGCGUGUCUUGUGAAUGAUUGGAGAAGCUGUGAAGCUUCGUUUUCUGUAAAUCUUCUCAAUAUCAGUUAUUAAAUAUAUCGUCUGCAAUAAUUCAGUGGACAA
This is a messenger RNA of Zingiber officinale, 1302 nucleotides long. RefSeq lists its product as uncharacterized. Bases 5 to 913 code for a protein of 302 amino acids. NCBI's taxonomy places the organism in Eukaryota, Viridiplantae, Streptophyta, Magnoliopsida, Zingiberales, Zingiberaceae. The record is from RefSeq and is a predicted model, not a curated record. The transcript has 3 exons.